This is a messenger RNA of Kazachstania africana CBS 2517, 1191 nucleotides long. RefSeq names its product palmitoyltransferase PFA4 (gene PFA4). The record is from RefSeq and is a predicted model, not a curated record. Gene Ontology annotation, cellular component: endoplasmic reticulum membrane. Lineage: Eukaryota; Fungi; Ascomycota; Saccharomycetes; Saccharomycetales; Saccharomycetaceae. The transcript has a single exon. Bases 1 to 1191 code for a protein of 396 amino acids. Gene Ontology annotation, molecular function: protein-cysteine S-palmitoyltransferase activity.
AUGGCAAUUCAGCUUAAAUGGCCAUGGCUGGGUAUAGCUAUUCCCACCUUCUUAAUAUCCUUUAUAGGAUAUAGUGCUCAUUAUUUCAUACUGUUGGAUCAUCUAUCAUGGAAGUUACAACUUUGGUUCCAAUUUUCACUAUCUAUGAUUUGGUUAUCUUACUAUUUAGCAAUAAAAGCUGAUCCAGGUUCGCCUAGUAUAGCUGAUAAAAAUGAAGAUAUAAAGACAAUAAGAACAUACUGCAAGAAAUGCGAUGCUUACAAACCUCCCAGGGCCCACCAUUGUAAAACUUGUAACAAAUGCAUUUUAAUGAUGGAUCAUCAUUGUCCUUGGACGAUGAAUUGUGUUGGAUUCAAGAACUACCCACACUUUUUGAGAUUUCUAUUUUGGGUUAUAGUAACUACAGCAUUCCUUUUGGCCCAAUUAUUUCGUAGAAUUGGGUUUAUUUGGACUAAUUGGUAUUCUAGUAGUGCAUUGGUACAACGACAAGAAAUUGUUAUGCUGACCAUAUUAACGCCGAUGGAUGCAUUCAUCCUAUUGACAAUAACGCUUCUUCUAAUAAGAUGCACAAUGAACCAAAUUUUUAGUGGUAUGUCUCAAAUUGAAAAAUGGGAAAUGGAAAGGUUGGAAUCGUCUUUCUACUCAAGGAAAGAGAAGUCAAGGGACUUUCUAAUGAUUUUAAUAAAUAACGUAUUUACAAUAUUUUCUAUUGAAUCACCUGAAGAUUACCAAGAAGAAGUUAAUGGUUUACUGCGGCAGCAUGACAAGAGAAGAUUAGCAUUCCAUUCCAUUAUAAACUUCCCAUAUGAUAUAGAUAUCUUAACAAACGCAACAUGCGUAUUAGGCCCUUUCUUUUCUUGGCUAAAUCCAUUUGGUGCACCAGAGGGUGACGGGAUGCACUUUGAAUUAAAUGAGAUAGCAAGCGAGAAAGCGUCCACUUUAGCUGACCUGCUAUUGUCACUGCCAUGGCCACCUGAUACCUGUACCAGUAAAUAUGGGAAGAGCAUUGAUGAAGGGACUAAAUACGUCGAAACACAUAUUGAAGGCGGUGAAUGUGUUCUAAGAAACAGAACUGUAAGCCCUUCUUUCGAUUUACCUACGGCGAAUGAGAAUCAGCUUUCAAGAAAAAGUUGGACUAAUGAGUGGGGUGAGAAUUUACAAGCGUUUGGCGUGGAUAUAGAAGGUGAAUAG